AUGCAUAUGCUUCCCAUUUACCUGGUCUUGUGCAGUCUUCUGCUCUGGGUUGCUCAAGGCCUCAUAGAUCAGAACAGCCCUACGUAUGGCAGCCACCAGUUGAUCACCUAUGUUGUUGAUUGGGAUGUGCCAAAGAUCAUUCCCUGGACAAAACUCGAUCACGUUGCUUAUGCUUUUGCAGUGCCUGACAGACAUGGCGAUUUGACCAUGUUUGAUGCAGAACAGCUCCAACAAGUUGUCGAGGAAGCUCAUGACCAUGGAAAGGGUGUCAGUCUUGCUAUUGGAGGCUGGACUGGUUCCAUUCACUUUAGCACAUUGGUAAGAACUUCUGCUGACCGUAGAAAGUUUGCAAAGAAGAUCAUGGCAGCGGUUGAAAAGUACGACCUGAACGGUGUCAAUCUGGAUUGGGAAUAUCCUAAUGAUCCCAACGGCAUCUCCUGUAACAGAAAACAUCCCAAGGACACGGCCAACUUUCUGGCUUUCAUCCAAGUCCUCCGCAGAAUGCUGGAUGAAAAGUAUCCUGACGAGCACAAGCUGAUUACUGCCGCUGUCAGUGCUCACGUAUUCAGAGAUGCUGAUCGUAACGUUAUAGAAAAUCUCGAUGAUGGCUGGGCUGAUUUCAUGGAUGCAUUCUAUAUCAUGGCUUACGAUAUCAAUGGCGUAUGGAGUGACAAGACGUCUGCAAAUGCUCCCCUGCAUUAUGGUGUUGCUGGACAGCAUGUGAGUGUAGAGUCAUCGAUCCAAGAAUGGCUUGAUGCUGGUAUUCCUUCUGACCGCCUCUAUCUCGGUGUCCCAUUCUACGGAUACACCCACAAGACACUGAAGCCUAUGGAUCAACAGACUGGCUUGAACGUGCCUCUGGAUAGAUCCAUUGAGCAGAUCAAAGGUGACCAGUAUGAUGACUAUGCUAUGGAUCCUUGUCCUGGAGCACAGCCUGCUUACUCUGGAGAAUUCCAAUGGAGAGCAAUUGAGGCGUCGGGUGCAGCUUACAAUGCUUCUGGAUGGGCCACUUACUGGGACCAGAAAACUGAAACUCCCUUUUCGUACAAUAAUCUUUCUCGCCAGUUUGUCACAUAUGAUAACCCUAUUUCCCUUCGUCUCAAAGCACAAUUUGCACAAGAAAAGAAGCUCGGUGGCAUCAUGCUCUGGUCUCUCGAGAUGGACGAUGCUAGUAACUCCCUCUUGGAUGCUAUUCAAGACGUUCGUACCUGA
This is a messenger RNA of Mucor velutinosus, 1212 nucleotides long. RefSeq lists its product as uncharacterized. Gene Ontology annotation, molecular function: chitinase activity; chitin binding. The transcript is spliced from 7 exons. The record is from RefSeq and is a predicted model, not a curated record. The coding region runs from base 1 to 1212 and encodes 403 amino acids. Gene Ontology annotation, biological process: chitin catabolic process; carbohydrate metabolic process. NCBI's taxonomy places the organism in Eukaryota, Fungi, Mucoromycota, Mucoromycetes, Mucorales, Mucoraceae. Gene Ontology annotation, cellular component: extracellular region.